Dovyalis caffra is the source of this 585-nucleotide messenger RNA. Lineage: Eukaryota; Viridiplantae; Streptophyta; Magnoliopsida; Malpighiales; Salicaceae. The record is from the annotation of a GenBank genome assembly.
AUGGCAAGAAUCAAGGUUCAUGAGUUGAGACAGAAAUCAAAGGCAGAUCUUUUGGCUCAGUUGAAGGAUCUCAAAGCUGAGCUUGCUCUCCUUCGUGUUGCUAAGGUCACCGGCGGUGCUCCUAACAAGCUUUCCAAGAUCAAGGUGGUGAGGUUGUCCAUUGCACAGGUCUUGACUGUGAUUUCACAGAAGCAGAAGGCUGUGUUGAGGGAGGCUUACAAGAAGAAGAAGCUCUUGCCUCUUGAUCUGCGUCCAAAGAAGACCAGAGCCAUCCGCAGGAGGCUUACCAAGCAUCAGCUAUCAUUGAAAACUGAGCGUGAGAAGAAGAGGGAAAUGUACUUCCCAAUGAGAAAGUAUGCUAUUAAGGUGAGAGGAUGUGUGAAGAGUGAUGAAAAGCCAGUUCACGUGGCAUGUCAUGUUGGCAACGUGGAAGGUGAAGGUCUGAUUAUGGUGCUGCCUUCAGCAGAAGAAGGGCUUGCUAGGACAGUGAUGGUAACCUUGCCGGAGGAGGAGAUGCCUAAAUUAUGCGAGGAUCAAGCUAUCCAGCGUCUACAACCAACAAUGCUGAUAAGUGGUACUAGAUAG